Messenger RNA from Racocetra fulgida, 419 nucleotides. The record is from the annotation of a GenBank genome assembly. Lineage: Eukaryota; Fungi; Glomeromycota; Glomeromycetes; Diversisporales; Gigasporaceae.
AAACAUUCCUGAAGAUAUUGCAUUCGCUGAAUCUCGUAUUAGAGCUGAAACUAUUGCAGCGGAAGAUAUAUUACAUGAUAUGGGUGCGAUUAGUAUUAUCAGUUCUGAUUCUCAAGCUAUGGGUAGAGUAGGUGAAGUUGUGCUUAGAACCUGGAAAACUGCUCAUAAAAUGAAAUCACAAAGAGGAAGAUUAGGCACCGAUAGUGAUGGACCAGCCGAUAAUUUCAGGAUAAAGCUUGGCUCAAUUGAAGUAGGAAAAGUUGCAGAUCUUGUUAUGUACUCUCCGGCCUUCUUUGGUACAAAACCUGAAGUCAUAAUCAAAUCUGGAAUAAUUGUCUGGUCACAAAUGGGUGAUGCGAAUGCUUCUAUUCCAACUACGCAACCCGUUAUCUCAAGACCAAUGUUUGGUGCUUAUGGUG